This is a messenger RNA of Cylicocyclus nassatus, 1009 nucleotides long. Lineage: Eukaryota; Metazoa; Nematoda; Chromadorea; Rhabditida; Strongylidae. The record is from the annotation of a GenBank genome assembly.
AUGGGCUACAAAGGUGGACCAACUGUUUCCAUGAAUGAGAAUAUGCAAAAAUGUGAAGUUGCCGAGUACAAAUUAGGGAAAGAACUUUUCUUCUAUAUACCUCUGAUCUACGGUAUUCCUACUGUGUUUCUCUAUGUCAACAUUGCCAUUGUUAUUAUUAUGAAGAGCAGCAAUCCAUUUCUGAGAUUAGCAUUUCUCAGGAUCUAUGCCGUUUAUGCCUUAAUAGUGGUUGUGAUGUGGUUCUUUGAUAUGUCAACCACUCGCUUCCUAGGAAUUGGAUAUUUUUGUAAAGAACUGCUAUUCUCUUGGGGAACUCCGUCCUGGGAGAUUUCCAUUGUGCAGUUUAUAAUGACCUACUCUAGACAUGCACAAUUCUAUGCUGCUACCGUACUCUCUAUCAAUAGAAUGACAGCUGUUUUAGUUCCCGUAGCAUAUAAUGAGAGUUCAGUGACGUUCACAACUUUAUUUGUGGCACUGAUAUGCGCAUUCACUAUUCUUAUAUGUUCUGCAAUCACGUACUUCAAACUCACUUGUAGAAGGAACAGAUUUCGCUGCACUAAAGUGGACAGGGUCUUGCUCGUGGUCGGCUUAACAUCAUCUCUCACGACUUUUACACUCGCAUUGGUUGAGGUGCCGUUGUAUAUCACCAUAAAUUUUGGUACCUUAUCUCGAGACCAUUUUUUCAUUGCUACAUGUAUAAAGCAAUGUGUUAUUGAUCUUACCUUUGUCUUCUCAGCAUGGUCUACUAUCUAUCAAUGCUCAACUAUCAGAUCAACAAUCAUCAAAUUGUACUUUCCAAGUCGCGUCAAAGCACAAGGAAUAUCGCUUGCUACUACUAAUACUACUACUACGAGGCUGCUCACAAAAUAGGCUUCAGCCGACAAGCAAAUGGAUUCUUCUAUGGAUGCAAUUAUAAAUCGCUUCUAAUAAGGAGCUCAUCAGGUCGAAGCCAUAGCUAAAGGAAGCAAAUGGCGAAGUGGAAGGAAUUGUGUCUGCCAUAAUGAUCUCU